CAGAGGGGCAGCAUGGCGAGCAGCACGUUCGGGAAACUGUGGCAGGAGUCCCGGGUGGCCCUGAAGGAGCUUCUGGGGCAGGAGCUGCCGGCGCAGCCGACGAAGCCGGAGCGGAACCGGGCGGUGUUCUUCCACACCGUGGCCACUCUCUACCUGCGCUACAUUCAGACGGCGCGGCGCCUCGAUGUUUGUUACGACCAGAUUGUGCAUCCGCAGAAGCGCCUGGUGCUGCGGCCUCUGCUCGACGGCGUGCUGGGCCGCAUCCUGGAGCUCAAGCAGGAGCUUGUGGAGCUGGACAUGUCCGAAUACCACUACAUGGACCAAGUGCUGGAGGAGCUCAAGCUGACGCCGGCGGACAUGGAGGUCCCCAUUCCCAAGUACUUUCUCCACGAGCGCGCCAGGAUUCUCCAGGACCGCCAGGACUUGUUGGGCGGAAUCCUGAAUCAAGUGGGGCCCACCAAGAGCACGAUCGUGCGGCCCAGCAUGCCGCGGGAGGAGGCAGUGCGGCUGAUUCAGAUGGCCGAGCGGAUGCGCCAAGGCCGCCUGCGCGCGCGCUUCAUGUGGGAGAUCCGGAGGGACGAGGAGCGCGAGAGGAAGGUGCGGGAGAGCGGCUUCUACGAGCCCAACCGAGACCUGGCCGCCAUCACCAUCCAGAAGAUCUGGAAAGGGUGCGUGCAGCGACGAUUCAUUAAACUAUCCCGGCAGAUGGAGAUGAUCUUCCUUGGCAUGGAGCUGGAGCCGGAGCUGGCGGGCCCCACGCCGGCCAUGAUCCGGGCGCAGCUGGGCGAGGAGCUGCGCCGCAUGCGCCAGGCGGACUACGAGGCCGAGUACCAAUUGGCGCUGGACAGCAUCCGCGACACCAUCUACGAAGUGGAGGGACCCAGCAUGUGCGAGGCGCUCAAGGAUCAGCUGCGCCAGUGGUUCAUCGAGUGCCGCGACCUGGUCGGCUCCUUCCCCGACUACCCUGAUGAGCAGAUGGGGGGCUGCAAUGUCCUCUUUGCUCAGAAGACCCCCGAAGAGGUGCAAGCUGAGCUGGAUCUGGCCGAGCUGAAGGCAGAAACCAAGAAGAAGGAGAAGAAGAAGGAGAAGGAGGAGAAAGGCAAAGGGGAGAAGGAGAAAGGGAAGGAGAAGGAAAAAGGGAAGGAGAAAAAGAAAGCGGAGGAAGACGAAGGCCUGCUGCUCCACCCCUCCAAGUUCCUGCCAACCAUCAACCAGGGCUACCUGCGCUACACAGGCUGCUGGAGUGACCGUGACGAGGCCAUCAACUUUGAUCAGCGCUACCAGGAGGACCUGAUCAAGGUGGACAAGCGGAAGGAGGUGGAGGAGGAGAUACGGCUGCAGGUGGAUGAGCUGAUGCGACAGGAGCUUCAGCAGCUCAAGCUGGCCAUCGACCAGGAAGUAGCGAGGCCGGUCAAGGCCAAGGCCAAGAAGAGUGCCAAGAAAAAGGGGAAGAAAGGGAAAAAGGAGAAGGACCUGACACCAGACAGGACCCUCGAAUCCCUCUAUGAGGAGCUUGUGCUUGAGGGCAUCAUUAAGAAGCCGCAGAAGGUGCAGCUGGCCGAUUACACAGGUGACUUCUGCUACCUGGGCACCUACCUCCGCCAGCAGGAGAUCGAGCCAAUCCCCUCCACUAUGGACGUGCGCCAGAACAUUGCCCUGUAUGCAAUCCUGCGUCUGGGCUCUCAGGCUGUGCAUGAGAUGGCCCCCCUGGUGAAGUCCCUCCUCCUGGCCGGUCCAGGGGGCACUGGGAAGAAGAUGCUGGUCCACGCCGUGUGCACAGAGACAGGCGCCAACCUUUUUGACCUCUCCCCAAGGAACCUGAUUGGGAAGUAUCCAGGCAAGGCCGGCCUUCAGAUGAUGAUCCACCUGGUGUUCAAGGUGGCCCGUCUCCUGCCGCCAUCCGUCAUCUGGGUGGGGGACGCAGAGAAGACCUUUUACAAGAAGGUCCCCAAAGAGGAGAAGGAGCACGACCCCAAGCGGCUGAAGAAGGACCUUCCCAAGGCAUUGAACCUGCUGAAGGCCGAGGACCGCGUCCUCCUGAUGGGAACGUCCAACCAGCCCUACCUGGCCGACAUCAAGGGCCUCUGCAAGACCUAUGAGAGGAUCUUCCUCAUCCACCGGCCAGACUAUGCCUCACGCUACGUGACGUGGAAGCGGCUGGUCGAGAGGCACGGCGGGGUCGUCACCAGCACCCUGGACCUCAGUGCGCUGGCGAAGGUGUCGGACGGCUACAGCCAGGGCAGCAUGGCUGAGGCAGUGAAGUCCUUGCUGAGCGAGAGGCGCCUUCUGCAGCUCCCCAAAAGGCCGCUGAACGCCGGGGAGCUCCUGCAGAUGCUGGCCAGGGCGGACCCCAUCUACCCCGCGGAAGAGGCGAUGCUCAGAGAUUGGUACAGCAAGACCCCCCUGGGCAAGAAGAAGCUGGCCGAACAGGAGAAGCUCAAGUCAUCUGAUACGAAAGACAAGAAGAAGAAGAAGAAAUAG
This is a messenger RNA of Lacerta agilis (Sand lizard), 2481 nucleotides long. RefSeq names its product IQ motif containing with AAA domain 1 like (gene DRC11L). Bases 13 to 2481 code for a protein of 822 amino acids. The record is from RefSeq and is a predicted model, not a curated record. The transcript is spliced from 19 exons. Gene Ontology annotation, molecular function: ATP binding; protein binding; ATP hydrolysis activity. Lineage: Eukaryota; Metazoa; Chordata; Lepidosauria; Squamata; Lacertidae.